This is a messenger RNA of Schistosoma rodhaini, 2406 nucleotides long. Lineage: Eukaryota; Metazoa; Platyhelminthes; Trematoda; Strigeidida; Schistosomatidae. The record is from the annotation of a GenBank genome assembly.
GGGCGGCAAUUCAGAAGUUGCGCAACUGAUUGUUGGUAUGCAGAUAGUUAAGUGUCGUGAAGCAAGACGAUUAAGAUCAAGGGGACUGGCUUUUAUUUCUGAAACGAAAUUUACAGUGUUGUCAACGUUUAGUGCUCAGAAUGAUUUAAAGCGUUUUAGUAAACUAGGGUAAGCUACUGCGUGACCCUUGGAAGUUAAUUAUUAUAACUAGCAAUCUAAUAACAACAAUUUUUUCUAACGUCUCUCGUUGCUUCACAUUUAUUAUGACACUGGCACAUUUUUCUUGUUCCUCAUUGGUUCUUCAGUAUGCUUAAGGUUACCCAAUGUUUUUCUUUAAUCCUAGAAAAAUAAAAUAGCAAUACUUAACUCAUAUUUUCCAUCAAAAUAAACGACGAAGAAUUUACUUUUAGACGUGUGGGGUAGGGAAAGGAUUUAACGUGAAUCUUUUAGCCAUAAUUAGUCUCACCGUGAUGUCAAUUAGAGGUACUUCAAGAAAUAUAGACAGGGAAACUGACAAUGAAAAUUAAACAGCGAAUAAACUUGAAGCCACCUGAGGGGUUUCAUCACUUCUGUUGCAAAAUACUUACUAUUCAUGUAAACGCGGCUUACUGGUCGAGAAAUUGCUCCUAGAUCACACAAUUAUUUUAAGAAUAGUCUGAGUUCAUCUUAGCAUCAAUACUGUGUAUAUCUAAACCUUGGAUAGUUAAGGUACUGCAUCGUUAAAACAUAGAGGUUUCAAGGUAAAUUAAAAACAUAACUCACACAUACAUAUAGCAAUUAUGAGUGACCAUAUAUAUCAUCAUCCUUUUCUUGUUACCAUGAUCAUGUAGAUUGUGUGGUAUUUGCGUCGACGAAAACAAACGCCUCAAAUUGGUAGGUUUUUUAAAUAGUAUAGGGAAGUUAAAGGGAAGCAAGAAAGAGGAGUAAAACAACGUCGAAUGAGAAGUAAAACUACUCUUAAUUAACGAAAAUUAGAAAGUAACAAUAAUAAUAAUAAUAAUUCAAAUUCUAUAAUAAAUGUCUUCCAAACAAAUUUUAAUAAAGAAAUCUAAAGAAAUCAUUGAAGCAUCCAAACUUAAAUGUCAUGAAGCUGAAAUUUCUGAUUCUUUAUGGAUUGAACAAAUUCAAAUGUAUAUUGAUACUUGUAUAUAUAUUAAAAAUACUUUAAAUAAUCAACAAUUAAUGAAUGAUAAUCAAUUUAUUUCAGCAUAUAUUUUUAUAAUUUUAGGCGGUAUCCUUGGUAAUUCUUAUACUACUUGUAAAUUACAUAGUAACAAUCAAUUGAUUACACUUAUUCAAGAUAUUUUUAAUAUAUAUUUAAUAAAAUUUAAUGUAAAAACAAUUAGACAGUUAUUAUUAAUUAAAGUUGAUCCAUUAGCAAAAUUUAAUACUUCACCUAGUUUAGCUUCGGAAAUUUUAAAAGUAUCACUUCUUUAUUUAGCAAAAAAAUGUGACAAAUCAACUAAUGGUAAUGAUGAUGAUGAUGAAGAUUCUGCAUUAACUCAUUAUCCAUUAAUACGUGAUACAAUUGUAUGGUUAACUAUAGAACUGGAUUAUCCUGAAAUUUCUGAACAUGAAUUUAUAUCUAUUUUACAACCAUUUGGUUUAAGAUUAACAGAAGAUUAUCGUUCAUCUAUACAAUUAGCUGGUCUUAAUGUAUUAUAUAAUUUAGGAAAUAAAGCUAGAAUUGCUGAUUGGCGUCAAAGUAAUCGAGCUGAAGCAGUUAUUUCACAAUUAUUAAAUCAUAGAAUUGCUUGUACUUCAAAUUCAUCAGAAAUAUUACUUCAUAAACUUUAUUCAACUUUACUUGUUCUAACUAAUUUAUUGAGUAAUACAAAUUCAGCUAAUUGGUAUGAAAAAAUUACUGAAAGACUCUUAUUUGAUCUUUUAAUGGAAACACGAUAUAAACGUCAAUUGGUGCUACUUAAACAUUUGUUAAAAUUAAUUGAUAUUUUAAAAGCAUCUUUCUCAUUAUUUACCCGACAAUUCAUAAAAGUUACUUCAAGUAUUUUACUUGGUCCACGGAAGAUAACACGUAAUGGUAAAUCUGUCACUACUAAUGAGUCAAACGAAUAUGACACCGUGUAUAUGGUUAUGUUGCAAUGCGUCAAUGAAUUUGUAAAAUCAUGUUGGCCACUAAUUUGUCCUACAUUGUUACUAGAUAUUAUUCCUCCACUGAUUGCAUUUAUCGAUCUGUUAUCUUGGGAUAAUAAAGUUGAAAUUGAAGAGGAUGAGACAUGUUCUCUCUUGAAAAACUUGUUUGAAUCUCUUAUAAUAUUAGAACCACGUCUUUUAAAUGAUGUUCUACAGCCUUUGUGUGAAACGAUUCCUCACCUAAAGUUGUAUCUUCCUUCUUAAACAAAUAUUUGAUGUACAGUAUGCUUAUAUAUAUAUAUAUAUAUAUAU